Molecule: messenger RNA, 1385 nt
Organism: Ostrea edulis (European flat oyster)
Lineage: Eukaryota; Metazoa; Mollusca; Bivalvia; Ostreida; Ostreidae
Exons: 3
Coding region: 391-1242 (283 amino acids)
Source: RefSeq, a predicted model, not a curated record
UAUUACACCAAAGAGUGUGCACGUAUUUUCAUGAUAGGAAAAAUCUUUUUAAAAGAAGUACGAAGAUAUGUACUGAAUAAAGACUACACAGUCGGUUCGAUUUACUAUUUACUCAAAAAAGAGAUUUCUCUUUACGUUGUAGAGGGACACUUUGACUUAAAGAGAUAUCUCUCAAGAUUCUUUAACUCAGAAAAAAGAUACCUUUUAGCUUAUACGAUAUCCCUUUAAGAUAAGAGAUAUCUCUUUAAAUUAGAGAGAUCGUAUUUUCCGAAUAGAUAGUAAAGCGACUUGCCAUAUAAUAAAGUAACGUCAUACAAUGUAUUUUCCAGAGCUAUUUGCACUAUUGAAAUUACGUCUGAAAUGUCUAGUAAUUGAAUAACAAUUCGCAUUAUGACAUACACUGAUAUACAAAAGGAACUAGGGGAGAUAAUUUCCUGUCUCUUGUAUAUGUCCAACCUUUCACAGACUAAAGAUUUUCUACAAACAAGACCGGUGCCAGCUAUGGCGUGGAACAGCUGUAGAAUAUUGAUGAUUUACGGUACUAUAUUAACAAUCAUUGUAACUUGUGAUACAGUAGUCCUUGCAAAGAAGACGCGUUACAGAAGUAUGUAUGCCAGAGAGGUGAACCUGCUGAAGGACAAAGAUAUUUCCAGUCGUAUUAUUGGAGAAUACAGAAAUAUUCGCUCAACAUCCAAUUGCUUGAAUUUGUGCCUGAAUGUCCAAAUUUGUCUUUCCUUCCAAUUCAACAAUAUUGAAGGGCGUUGUAGACUGUAUGACAACACUUUUUCGAAUUCAUUCAUCUCCCAGAGCGGGAAUCGAUACUUCUUAGCGCUGAAAGAUGACUGUGAAGAAGAUGGUUAUAUCUAUCACAAAAUACUUGACCUUUGCUGGAAACCUUAUUCUAUGAAAGUUACCUACACCGUGGCCCUUCAGACUUGCCAGAAUGACCGCGGCCGACUUCUGCGGAUUGACUCCCAUGAAAUCUGGGAGUACCUUAAACAAAUGUUGGCAGAAUAUUCAAUGAGUCUGUUCUGGAUCCAAGGAGCCACAAAUGGAACCCAUGUGUUCAAUGACGACGGAUCGGUGGCGGAUCUCAUGACAAUCGCUACAGAAGAAUCGGAGGAAAUGGAACCCAACAGCCGGUUCAUCAUCGCCAGGGAGCAGGGAUUCCAGUGGUUUGGAGUCUCGCCGGAAUCCAGAAAUGGCUUUCUGUGUCAAGUGGCCGCAAGAAGAAAUCCCUGAUGUUUACAGAACAUUAUACAUAUAUGCACAGAAUGUACUUAUAUUAACUGUGUAAUCAAACAUGCUAAAGUUCAUAGACACGCUGCUGAUAGCGUUGCUAUGUUGUAAUUAAUAAAUAUCAUAAAAUGUCUUAUUCGUAAAAA